AUUCGAUCGUUUUUCUCUUUCAUUUGAACUGAAGACUGUUUCAUCUUCCCGCAGAAAAUAGGGUGUCGAAUCUGUCUUAUAACCUCCGUUAUAUUUAUUACUACUUAAAGAUCGAAGAUGUAUUUCUUAUGAUAAUUGUGAUUUUAUUUGUGCGAAGGUUGUUCUAAGUGAUGUUGUGUAAGAUCAACCGUGUUCUUGCGGUCAUUCUGUAGCAUUUUUAAAAAUUAAACAUGGCCUCGAACCGUGGAAUUCAGAUUGGAUCCGCGUGGUUUCAACGGAAGCUAAACUUAAGACCGCAACACCGAGGCGUGCACCUUGUUACCGAGGAAAUCCUCAAGCAGGUGCCCGAGCUGUCUCAGUUUGCGGUUGGACUUUGCCAUAUCCAAAUAAUGCAUACUUCAGCAAGUUUGGCACUCAAUGAAAGUUGGGAUCCUGAUGUUAGAGACGACAUGGAGAUGAUGCUUAACAAAAUAGUACCAGAAGGCCUUCCUUAUCGUCACUCUUGUGAAGGACCUGAUGAUAUGCCAGCACAUGUGAAGGCAUGUUUCUUAGGAUCAUCUCUAACUAUCCCAAUCACAGACGGCAAGUUAAAUCUUGGAACAUGGCAAGGAGUUUGGUUAUGUGAACAUCGGAAUCACGCUGGCAGCCGAAAGGUUGUGGUAACCCUGUCUGGUUGUCCACGCGACUCCCCCCUGUCGCCGGUGUCCGCCGCCUCUUGCUCCAGUUAGGAAAGGGGGGGGGGCGCGACCCCCCACACGCACUCUCACUCGCGCCCCUCCUCCAAGAGCACGCGGAGGUAAACCCCGCGUAACACCUUUUAUAUCCCACACAUAAACUAGAUAUUAGUCCUUAUUCUUACCUUAAAAUGACAAUAUGUACAUAAGAUAAAUAUUAUGUAACGCUUUGCAUGGCAGUUUGCAUGGGCCUCUUCCUUCAUCUGUGCUUUAACGGUCAAAAUAUUUUUAUUUAAUCCGAUGCAUUAUAAUCCUUAACAUCCUCAUAUAUAUUUGAAUUUAUUAUUGCUAAACUACAAUUCCAAUGUAGUAUUAUUCCGCCUCACUGCCAAAUUGCCAUGCAAUGUAUAAAGCCCUAUUAAUGUUAUGUUCAUUUAACAUGAGCUGAACCUGUUUGUACAUAAGUAUAAUGUACGACAAUUUUAAAGUAUACAUGAAGAAAUUAAAUUGUUGUUUUGUUAUUGCAACUUGUCGAUAAUGUACAUAGAUCACGCGUGGACAUUGUAACAUUCCGCUUUGUAGGUUCGGUUGUUAAACAGUUUGAUGUGACAUAUUUUUGAAUAUAAAUAAGUGCAAUGUGUAUGUAUGGUUGUCAAAAUUAAUUAAUUUGAAUGAAUUGUCUAUUUCCACCAUGCACUUGUUUAAAUUUUCAAAAAGCCCACUUCGGAGGUACACUAUGUUUCUUUUGUCAAAACACAAUGUAACACUUUUUACAUCUGACACUGAUUUUAUUACACAAACUUUGUCUGUAAUGGCACUGGUUAAUUGUUCAUGUAAGUUUAUAAGGUGCAUAUAAAUAGCUAUUUAGUUAAGUGCAUCUAAAACCUUUCUUUCUUCAUUUUUAGGUUAGAUAUUAAUAUAUAGAACAUGAAACAUGUCCAUAGCUUUAAAUGUGUCGCACUCGUUGUAUCAACGGGUCAUCUGCAUGAUGAUUGGGAGUGAGGAAAAAUCACCAAUUAGUAUAUAGUAGUAAUAUCAUUAUUUGAUAAGAUCAUUUAAGUGCCUCGAGUCCUUUGGGGUGGUCACGUGUUCAUUUGCAGACAUGUUUCAUGCACUUUGGAUAUGUUGGAAAUUGAAUUGAUGGACUGAUUCCUUUCCGUAUACAUAUAUAUGUAAAUGCAAUAAUUGUAUGUUGUUUUAACUUGUUAUGUUCAGUAAUAAUCACUUUUAAAGGUAUGAUAAUAUUUAUCAAUCAUGUUUAACAAUGUCGGUUGUUUUGUGUUGCACAUUGAAAGCAUAUAUAUGUAUAGUUGUACGUCUUCCUAUGUAAGUUCAUCAAAUAAGAUCCAGAUUAGUGUAAUUAUGGAGAUAAAGUUACUGAAAUAUGUGAACGGUAUUAGGGUAUGGCAACACCUCUAUAUCCGGCCACAAUAUAAUUUAGGCUGUAACAAUAUUAUGAUAGGAAGCUUCAGUACCAAAUCAUUGGUGGCUUAGACGAGUAUAGGUGUUAAUAUAGAAGAGUAAAAUGGAUUAACCAAUAGCAAAUGUCGUUUUUAUACGAAUCGAAAUGUAGAAUAUAUUGUGACGUUUCUUAACGAGUCAAAAAUAUGUUUGUAAAAUCAUUAUAUUCUUAUUAUGACGGAUGUUUGAAUUUUCUUGUUUCCUGAAAUUACAUUGACAAGAGCUUUAUAUUGAAAUGCAAUAGUUAUUAUUCAAUCAAUAUUUUCAGUUUGAAAUUUUGAAUCCAUUGUCAUUGCUUUUAUUGCACAAUGUAACUGAGGAAAUAGGUUUUAAAGAAAUAUAAAUAGUACAAUAUGGGUUAGGUAGUUCAUUGCAUUGUCUGCGGGAGUGACUGGGAUCUCUUGUAUUGCCCAUCCGGGGACAAUUUAUACACGCACAAAGAGGGCAGGCCGCAGACGCGUAAUUAUUCUUUUGAUACUGCAUUGUACAAAGAGUAGAUGACACAGACAUGAUUCGUUUUCCCGCCGACCAUUUUAAUCUUUGUCUCAUCUUCAUAUUAAAACUUUUGUUUUUCUUGUAUACCCAAUGUCAUAUUAAGUUUUCAUAAUGAUCUUGUUUGCAUCAACAAUAUAUUCGAUAUAUAUCUAUGUAUGCUUAUCAAUACAAGUUCGUAAUAAUUAAGCACAAAUUAACAAUUAAUUUUUCACUUAGAUCGCCUUGGUAAUAUUUCACAUUUUGUCUUUUGGAUAGGAUUUUUGGAUGUGGGUCGGAGCUGGUUUGAUAAGUGCUUUUUAACAAUAUUUAAGGUUUGUAUAUAUUUUUUGCAAUAAAAUAACAUGUAUGUACAACAAUAUUCAUGUAAAUAAUAUUUAUUCAUGUAUAAAAGAUGUUGAGUGCUGUUUGUGUAUGGGUGUAAUGCCACUGCCAUAAACAAAUUUGCCUCUAUACAAUAUUAUAUUGAGUAUGAAUAUUAUUUUGGCAUGUUAUUGUCAAUUCGAUGUUUUUUUAUUAAGUCACUACCUUAUAAAUAUAUAUGUAGGUAUAGGUAAAUAGUAAGUUUUCCAAAGUGAAAUGGCUGUAGCGACUGGUUCGCUUAGAUUUAUCUAACAUUCCUUUUUAUACAUACAUUUAUCCAUACAUUCCUUAGUGUCCACGGGCAUUGAUAAUUUUUAGUUUGUAAUGCCCUGUUAUAUCAGGGUCAAAAUUAUGAAGUACAUUCUAUAUACUCAUAUUUAUUUCCCAUAAAAUAAAAAAAAAGUUUUCGACAUUUUUGAUUUUUGUUUAAAAUGUUUAUCAAACUUAUAAUUUUUUUAUU
Papilio xuthus (Asian swallowtail) is the source of this 3450-nucleotide messenger RNA. Its product is annotated as UPF0047 protein YjbQ. The transcript is spliced from 4 exons. Bases 231 to 728 code for a protein of 165 amino acids. Lineage: Eukaryota; Metazoa; Arthropoda; Insecta; Lepidoptera; Papilionidae. The record is from RefSeq and is a predicted model, not a curated record.